Messenger RNA from Phyllotreta striolata, 2014 nucleotides. Lineage: Eukaryota; Metazoa; Arthropoda; Insecta; Coleoptera; Chrysomelidae. The record is from the annotation of a GenBank genome assembly.
UAUCGAAGCAACAAGUAUCAAGAGACAUCUAUUUUAAUUCCGUAGUGCACGCAAGCGACAAAAUUUGGUUCAUGUACGAGAAAACCGGUUGCGUAAAUUUAUAAUUUAUUAAUGAAAAUGUUCGUAUUACUUCAACAACUCUUUUUCAAUCGAAUCGGUAUAGUAUCAAGUAUCGUCGUAAUAACAUGGUUGUUUUGGAAAUACAGGACGAGCCUGUACGUUAUAAGCAAAACAUGGCGUCGAGAUCUAAGAGGACUGAGAAGAGGCGUCAGAGCGCUCUGUAAGAUCGUGCUGUAUGAACGCAAUUGCAUGUCCAUCCCUAAGGUGUUCCAGAAAGUAGCCAGAAACAAAAACAACAAAGUAGCUAUUUACUUCGAAGAUGAAAUCUGGACUUUCCAGAGACUUGAGAAAUUUAGUAAUCGAAUAGCGAAUUAUUUCAUAAGGAAGGGUUACCAAAAGGGCGAUACUGUAGCAUUGCUGUUGGAAAACCGGCCCGAGUACGUGGGAAUUUGGUUGGGUUUAUCAAAAAUUGGUGUAAUUACGGCUUUAAUCAACACUAAUUUAGUAUCAAAGCCUUUGUACCAUUGCAUCUCCGUCGGAAAGGUUAAAGGCCUGAUAUUCGGUUCAGAUUUUACUAAUGUUGUAAAUGAUAUAUCCUCCGAUUUGCAAAACGUGCAAUUAUUCAAAUACGACAAACUAAUUUCCGAGGAGUUAUCAAACGAAUCCGAAGCCUCCCCAGACGCUCACAUAGCUCAAACCACCCCCAAAGACACCAUAUUGUACAUAUACACAUCAGGCACAACAGGGCUACCUAAAGCCGCCAAUAUCAAAAAUUCCAGAAUGUAUUUCACAGCGACGGGAAUAAAUUCGUUUUUGGAAUUGACCGACAACGACGUGUUUUACAACUCGCUGCCAUUGUAUCACAGUUCAGGGGGAAUGCUCGUCAUCGGUCAAUGCGUCUGUUUCGGCGUCACGGUGGAAUUGAGGAGGAAAUUUUCGGCCAGCAAUUUCUGGAGCGAUUGCAACAAACACGAUUCCACGGUAGCUUCGUACAUAGGCGAGAUAUGCAGGUACAUAUUGGCCGCUCACGAGAACAAACCGCCGGUGAAACACAAUGUGCAGAAAAUAUUCGGUAACGGUUUGAAAAAAGACAUUUGGAAUGAUUUCGUGGAGAAAUUUAACGUACCGCAAGUGUACGAAUUCUACGGGUCGACAGAAGGAAAUUGCAAUUUAAUCAAUUUGGACAACAAAUUCGGAUCCAUCGGCUUCAUACCGAACUUCAUGAACUUCAUCAUCACAGUCACUCUCAUAAAAUGCGAUGAGGAGACCAAAGAACCGAUGAGGAACGCCGAUGGUUUCUGCGUCGAAUGCAAAGCGGACGAACCGGGCAUUUUGAUAGGUAAAAUCAACAAAAAAAUCAGCAUACACCAUUUCGACGGUUACGUAAACAGCAAGGAAACCAGCGGGAAGAUCCUGCGAAACGUCUUCAAAACUGGAGAUUCCUACUUCAAUUCCGGCGAUUUGAUGGUCAAAGAUAGUUUGGGUUAUGUGUAUUUCAAAGACAGAACUGGUGAUACUUAUAGAUGGAAAGGAGAAAACGUCGCCACCACCGAAAUCGAGUACCAAAUAUCCGGCAUAAUCGGACCAAAAGAUGUAGUUGUAUAUGGAGUAAAGGUACCAAAAACCGAAGGUCGAGCAGGCAUGAUAGCCAUCGCAGAUCCGACGAAUUCCAUCAAUAGAUCUAAGCUGGCAUCGGAACUCAAGGCUCAAUUGCCAUCUUAUGCUGUACCGCUGUUCCUCAGAGUGAUGGAUUCCUUUCCGAUGACCGGCACGUUUAAAGUGAAAAAAAACGAAUUGCAAAACGAUGGAUUCGAUAUUAACAUCAUUGUGGAUCCUCUUUAUAUGUACGAUAGCAAAAAAGUCGAUUAUAUUCCUAUGAAAGACGUUUACAAUGAUAUCAUAGAGGGUAACUUGAGAUUGUAGCUCACUGUUGAAAUAAAAUUUGAUACAAAUU